AAACAGAGAGAAGAAAGAAACAAAGAAGGAAACGAUCGUUCGGUGUGUUGUGUAGUUGAACGGGGAAAAAAUGUAGAAGGGAAAUAAUCGGAGAUGUAUUUAAAAAUUGAGUGAACGUAUACAUGCAUAUGUGACAAGGUACGGAUUUGAAAGUGCAAGCGGAGUACGGUGUUACACAACGAGAAACGUUCGAAGGAAGCAUGGUGAAUAUGGAGGGCUCGGGCGAGCAGCAUACCGUGACAGCUUCGCCGCCGCCACGGGCUGCUCUGAAGAGCAACUUCAGCAUCCGUAGCAUUUUGCCGGAAGCGUGUGCCGGGACCCCCGCGCCGUCGGCCAGCCAGUCGGAUUCUUCCGACGUCGGUCACGCGGACGAUAGCGACGAUUGCAGUGAUCUCGAUGUUACCGGUGGUGGCGCGGAAACGCCGCCCUUGGAUUGCUCCACCAGUGCAACGUCCAUCAGCCCGACGAGCCAGAAGGACUCGAAGGAGCAGGCGGAGGAUAAGAAGAAGGCGGACAAACCACCGUACAGUUACAACGCGCUAAUCAUGAUGGCCAUUCGACAAAGCCCCGAAAAGCGACUCACCUUGAAUGGCAUCUACGAGUAUAUAAUGCGCCACUUUCCCUACUACGAGAAUAACAAGCAAGGUUGGCAGAAUUCCAUUCGACACAAUCUGUCCUUGAACAAGUGCUUCGUCAAGGUACCUCGUCACUAUGACGAUCCGGGGAAGGGCAACUACUGGAUGCUGGACCCAAGCUCCGAGGACGUGUUUAUCGGAGGUGCGACGGGAAAACUCCGACGCAGGACCACGGCGGCUUCCAGGUCGCGACUAGCGGCCUUCAAGAGGAGCGUGGUGCUCGGCGGUCUUUAUCCGACACCUUACCCACCACCGGGAUGGCCAACGUCGCUCUACGCUCUGCCCUCGUCGCUCUGUCUUCAUCGCACCGUUGCGUAUCCUCCGGUGACCGCCGGCUCUUACGCCACCCCCGCCGGAUAUCCGGCCAGCUUGUUACCCGGAGCGGCAACCACGUCGUCGGCUACAAGCCUACCUUGCAAGCCGCAGCCUCUCCCAGCGACGGCGGCACCUUCGACUCACGGGGCCUUCUCCGUCGAAAGGUUACUGCAAGCACCUACUGGCUAUCCCGGCGGUAUCAGCAUCCCGACAUCCGGAAUCUCGCCUACGGGAAAUCCUUACCAGGAUUUCUACAGUACCCUAAGAUCUAUUACGAUGCCACCGAUACCGGCGUCGAUAUUUCAUCAACAGUCCAGAUAUCAUCUCAGUCAAACGUCUCAAGUUCUAAGUCAACCUCCCUCUAGUACGGCUUCGCCCGGAAGCAGUCCAGAACCAAUGGAUCCGCAUUCGCCGUCGGUUACCGUCUGCAAUUCUGUUCAACCGUCGAGACCACUUCCUCACAGUCCGCCGCAGCUCCUUCUCAAACCCAUCACGGUCCUCACCGGUCGACAAAGCUGAAUCCAUCUUCUGAUAAGCGAUCUAAUCUUCACAUAAUCUUCACCAUCAAAAUGGCCAUCUCAAGGAAGUGCAGCACGAUCGAUCUCACCCUGCAUGUAACAAUUCCAUCAUUUCGUUAAAUCUUACCGAUGAACAUUCAUAGCGCAUGUGGCCGAAGAAACUUGAUGAAUUUAGCUGGACUAAAUUUCUUCUCAAAAUUUGUACAUAAAUUUGUUUUUCUAUAUCUAUAUUAUUGACAACGCGAUUUUAGCAGCAAAAUUAUAGCUAUAUGAGAAAUCCAUUUCUCGAAAGGAAUUAAACAUUGAUUGAUAUGUUAUAGUUAUAUGAAAUAAUAUAAUAUUUAAAAUAUCAAGUCUUUUCGUGAUUUCGGUAUUCCCGAUGCGAAUACCGAGCGAUUAUACUAAAUUAACUUGUAUAAUUGUCGAUAAUUGUCGAUAAUUGUGAUUAAUUUGUAUUUGAACUCGUUCUCGUUUUUGUACAUACUUUUCUCGAAUCUCGUACGAGAAGCAAUACACGAUAUUGCUUCUCCUAUAAAUAUCAUAUCAAACGACAACAUUUGUUUAUCAACGAUAUUAAAUAUCGUCGAUGGAACUUUACCAAAAUGUGAAUUUUGAGAUCGAAUCUCAGCGACUUUUGAAAUAUAGAAGAACAGUAUAUAUAUGACGAUAUAAAAAUAUAUAUAGAAUUUUAACUUGUGAUCUCUCUUUGGUGGUCCUAGCAUGUACAGCAUCGAUUAAUCGAUAAUUAUGUAUAGUCGAAUUUAUAAAUAGUCAUUUGUAGCUUGUUAUUACAAUGUGUACAUAGAAAUUAUUGUUGCUAAAGAUAUUACGAACAUUAUAUAUGUAUAUAGAGCUGAGAUCAAUAAGAAUAAAUGCCUGCGAGAAACAUA
Temnothorax curvispinosus is the source of this 2358-nucleotide messenger RNA. RefSeq names its product fork head domain transcription factor slp2-like. The record is from RefSeq and is a predicted model, not a curated record. Gene Ontology annotation, molecular function: sequence-specific double-stranded DNA binding; DNA-binding transcription factor activity. NCBI's taxonomy places the organism in Eukaryota, Metazoa, Arthropoda, Insecta, Hymenoptera, Formicidae. Bases 201 to 1469 code for a protein of 422 amino acids. The transcript has a single exon. Gene Ontology annotation, cellular component: nucleus. Gene Ontology annotation, biological process: regulation of transcription by RNA polymerase II.